AUGCACAAAUCACUUCUAGCCUGUUUACUCGGCGCCGCCCAGCUAACGGUCGCAUUGCCCGACCUCCAACGCGUCCUAGCUCCGGCUCCGGCUCCGAUCCCCGGGCCCUCGGCCUCAGCUGCUGUGUCCGAGUCACGCCCACAUGGAGAUCACACCGUUCACGAAAGUAUCUUAGCAGCAAUCGAGACCCAUGCCGACCCAGUCGCCGCACUAGUCUCGCUACAGGGAGAAGAAGCUCGCGCAAAUACCGAGGCGGCAUUAUCCAAGCCGCGUCUUUUGCGGAGACUGGGUGUUCCAAAUGGCAAGGCGGAAUGGAUGACUGAGGGCGAUAAGAUGCGCUUGCGAAGGGAGGGGGUGAAAUUCAUGGAUAUCACUGAUCAUGAGGAAUUCUAUAAGGAGCAGGAGCAGGUUUAUGACGCUUUGGCUGGGAAGCCACGUCUACCUAAUCUGGUCCAUGAACGCCUCAUCCGCCCUCUGUUCCCCUUCGUCGAUACGGGGAGAAUGUUCGGCGUGCUGGAGCACAUGACUGGAUAUUAUAACCGUUAUUUCGACGAUAUCCACGGCGAGUUGAGCUCUGAGUGGCUUUAUAAUCACAUCUCUGAGAUCAUCGCAAAAUCGCCCCUCCACACCCAUAUCUCACUGGAAUAUUUCACACACCCUUUCCGCCAAUCUUCGAUUAUCGCCCGCUUCGAGCCGAAAGUCCGCUCUUUCAAACAGCCGUUGACGAUUCUGGGCGCACACCAGGAUUCUGCUAACUAUCUUUUCCCGCUUCUCCCUGCUCCAGGUGCAGACGAUGACUGUUCCGGUACUGUCAGUAUCCUCGAAGCAUUCCGUGUCCUCGCCGAGGCUGGAUUCGUGCCCCUGGAUGGCCCGGUCGAGUUUCACUGGUAUGCAGCUGAAGAGGGCGGUUUGCUGGGUAGUCAGGCGAUUGCUCGGUAUAAGAAAGAGCAGGGGGCGCGAAUCGGGGCGAUGAUGGAAUUUGAUAUGACUGCGUUUAUUGCUACGAAUUCGACGGAGUCGAUUGGCUUUAUUGCCACCGAAGCUGACAAGGUCCUCACUAACUGGGCUGUGAAUUUGAGCAAGAAGUAUAUCUCCAUUCCGACAGAGGUUUAUGAUCUUCCGGGCAAUGCCGGCUCGGACUACAUGUCCUAUACACAACUUAAUUACCCGUCGUCUUUUGCCUCGGAGGGAAAUCCUGUUGCUGGUGGUGGCUUCCCUGGUGAAUAUGAUCCUUACGUGCACGGGGUAAAUGACACGAUGUGGGUUAAUGAUAAGACGGGGUAUUUUUCAGUUGAUCAUAUGGCACGAUUCAGUGAAUUGGCUAUUGCGUUUGCCGUUGAGCAGGCUGGCUGGGAUAAUAAGUGGAGGUAG
This is a messenger RNA of Penicillium manginii, 1371 nucleotides long. Its product is annotated as peptidase family M28. The record is from RefSeq and is a predicted model, not a curated record. Gene Ontology annotation, biological process: proteolysis. Lineage: Eukaryota; Fungi; Ascomycota; Eurotiomycetes; Eurotiales; Aspergillaceae. Bases 1 to 1371 code for a protein of 456 amino acids. Gene Ontology annotation, molecular function: metalloexopeptidase activity. The transcript has 6 exons.